Molecule: messenger RNA, 2574 nt
Organism: Diplodia corticola
Lineage: Eukaryota; Fungi; Ascomycota; Dothideomycetes; Botryosphaeriales; Botryosphaeriaceae
Product: protein transporter sec24
Exons: 5
Coding region: 1-2574 (857 amino acids)
Biological process (GO): endoplasmic reticulum to Golgi vesicle-mediated transport; intracellular protein transport; COPII-coated vesicle cargo loading
Cellular component (GO): COPII vesicle coat; endoplasmic reticulum exit site
Molecular function (GO): SNARE binding; zinc ion binding
Source: RefSeq, a predicted model, not a curated record
AUGGACUACCAGGGCGCCCCGGCCGCCCAUAAGAAGAAGCGUGCCUAUGCCGCCCAGGCAUACGACUUUGGUGCAAAUGCCGCCGGUCAAGGCCCUGCGCCGCCCGUGGGCGCACCGCAGCUUGACCCGCUGGCAGGUCAAUUCGGUCAGAUGAAUCUGGGCGGCCAGCCUCAGCAACCCAUGAUGCAGCAGCCCAUGCAGCCCAUGCAGCCCAUGCAGCAGAUGCCGCCGCAGAUGCCGCCCCAGCAGACCACGCUGAACCAGCUUGUCACCACCGACCUCAUGAGCGCUCCGUUCAACGUCUACGAGCUCGACCAGCCCCCGCCACCGAUCAACCUCCCGCCUAACACCAGCGUUACGCCCUCCGAGUUCGCCAAUUGCCCCCCGAAGUACGUUCGGUCGACCUUGAACACGAUCCCCACCACGCACUCGCUACUGAAGAAGUCUCGCCUACCGCUGGCCCUUGUCAUCCAGCCCUACGCCGCCCUACAUGAUGCCGAGGACCCGGUUCCCGUGGUUCCCGAUCAGGUCAUUUCGAGAUGUCGGAGGUGCCGUUCGUACAUCAACCCGUUUGCGACCUUCCUCGACCACGGCCACCGCUGGCGUUGCAACAUGUGCAACCUCACCAACGAUGUUCCUCAGGCUUUCGAUUGGGAUGCGGCGACCCAGCAGAGUGUGGACAGGUGGUUAAGACCCGAGCUGAACUAUUCGGUUGUCGAGUUCGUGGCCCCCCAGGAAUACAUGGUCCGGCCCCCGCAGCCGCUGGUCUACUUGUUCCUCUUUGAUGUCAGCUACGCGGCCGUCACCAACGGCCUGCUGGCGACGGCUGCCAGGUGCAUUCUCGAGAGCCUGGACAGAAUCCCGAAUGCAGACAGGAGGACGAGGCUUGGCUUCAUGGCUGUGGAUUCUGGCCUUCACUACUUCUCCAUUCCCCGUGAUGGAGGCGAAAGCAGCGACCCUAGGAUGCUUGUCGUCAGUGACCUCGACGAGCCUUUCCUUCCCACUCCUGAAGACCUACUGGUGAACCUUGCCGAGUGUCGCGCCAACAUCGAGACCUUCCUUGGUAAGCUCCAGUCCAUGUUCCAAGAUACCCAGAAUGGGGCUUCUGCCAUGGGAUCGGCUUUGCGCGCCGGUCACAAGCUCAUCUCGCCUGUUGGUGGAAAAAUCUGCGUCCUCACCGCAUCCCUACCAAACAUCGGGUACGGUAAACUGGACAUGCGUGAGGACAAAAAGGUCCUCGGUACCAGCGGCGAGGGCAAGCUUUUGCAGACUGCCAAUAGCUUCUACAAGUCCUUUGCCGUGGAGUGCUCCAAGAAUCAGGUUUCGAUCGACAUGUUCCUUUUCUCGUCUCAGUACCAAGAUGUAGCCACACUAUCGAAUUUGCCGAGAUACACCGGAGGCCAGACCUGGUUCUACCCCGGGUGGAAUGCGGCAAGGAGCGAGGACGCGAUCAAGUUCGCCCGUGAGUUCAGCGACUAUCUCUCGUCCGAGAUUGGCCUGGAGGCUGUUCUGCGCGUGCGUGCUACUACCGGUCUGCGUAUGAGCACAUUCUACGGCAACUUUUUCAACCGCAGCUCCGAUCUUUGCGCGUUCCCUGCGUUUCCUCGUGACCAAGCCUACGUGGUGGAGGUCGCUAUCGACGAGACUUUGACGAAGCCCUUUGUUUGCAUGCAGACUGCUGUACUCCACACCACCUGCAACGGUGAGCGGAGGAUAAGAGUCUUGACUCUCGCAAUCCCAACCACGGACAACCUUGCCAGCGUCUAUUCCUCGGCUGAUGCGCAGGCGAUCACUGCCUACUUCAGCCACAAGGCUGUGGAAAGGGCCCUGGGUAGUGGGCUGGAUGCUGCUAGGGAUGCGCUUCAGAGCAAGGUUAUUGAGAUUCUCCAAACGUACAAGAAAGAGCUGGCAGGAGGCAGCAUCGGCGGCGGUCUCCAAUUGCCCGCCAACCUUCGGGCGCUGCCCGUUCUCUUCCUUGGGCUCAUCAAGAAUGUCGGCCUGCGGAGAUCGGCGCAAAUACCCUCGGAUCUUCGUGCCGCAGCUCUCUGCCUGCUCUCGACCCUGCCACUUCCACUGAUGAUCCAGUACAUCUACCCGCGCUUCUACUCUCUGCACGACAUGCCCGACGAUGCUGGCGUUCCGCACCCGGAGACGGGCGAAAUUCUGCUGCCGCCCCCGUUGAACCUGUCUUCGGAGAGGAUAGUGUCGUAUGGGCUGUACCUGAUUGAUGACGGGGUCAACCAGUUCAUCUGGAUUGGCCGUGAUUCGGUGCCUCAAUUGCUUAUCGACGUGUUCGGGGUUGAAGACAAGAACGGCAUCAAGCAGGGCAAGUCCAGCAUGCCCAUUCUGGACAAUGAAAUGAACGAGCGGGUUCGGGCGGUCGUGGACAAGAGCAAGGAUCACAGGAUGAAGGGGGUGGGCAGCAUCACAGUGCCGACGUUGUACAUCAUCAGGGAGGACGGCGACCCGAGCCUGAAGCUGUGGGCGCAGACGCUGCUAGUGGAGGACCGGGCAGACCAGGGUGUCAGCUUGCAACAAUGGCUGGGCAUGCUCAGGGAGAAGGUGGUGCAGUAG